AUGGAUACAAAGAAGCCAAGAAUGAAGAAAGAACAGCAACAAUAUUUAUUAAACUUCUUGAUGAGGAAUCCGGAAACGGUUAACGGAAAUUGUCAGUUGCCGGCUACCAAAAGAUUGUGGACUGAACUGACAGAAGCCCUCAAUGGAAUGGGAGGUGUUCGUAAGACACAGAAAGAUUGGUUAGAGACAUACAAGUUAUUAGCACGCAGGGCGAAGGCUAAGAUGCGCACACAGCGUGCAUCUAUGCAAAGGACUGGAGGUGGUCCUCCAGCAGAUAUCUGCUUGACAGAACUGGAGAAAAAAACAAUAAAUAUAGAGGGGACAUCAACUAUAUAUGGAUUGCCUGGAGCUGUGGAAGCUAGACUGGAGGACGGCGUGGUGCGCAACACUCCGCGCCUCGAGCGCCGCAACGCGCGUCGAGCAACGCCCCGUACGCUCGUGCCGCCAGCCGAUUCAGCCACCCCGCAAGAAGAUGCCAUGAUAGCGGCUUUAAGGGAGGGAGCCCAAGCGCAGAUGGCGCUCGCCAAUGCGCAGACAGAGGCCGCUCGGUAUCUUGGCGAUUGCAUAAUGCGUGCAGCUACCAUGUUCGUCGAAGCGAUCAAUAAAAAUAAAUAA
Molecule: messenger RNA, 615 nt
Organism: Parnassius apollo (apollo)
Lineage: Eukaryota; Metazoa; Arthropoda; Insecta; Lepidoptera; Papilionidae
Source: the annotation of a GenBank genome assembly